Molecule: messenger RNA, 3079 nt
Organism: Puntigrus tetrazona (Sumatra barb)
Lineage: Eukaryota; Metazoa; Chordata; Actinopteri; Cypriniformes; Cyprinidae
Gene: lpcat3
Product: lysophosphatidylcholine acyltransferase 3
Exons: 13
Coding region: 323-1723 (466 amino acids)
Biological process (GO): lipid modification; phosphatidylcholine biosynthetic process
Cellular component (GO): membrane
Molecular function (GO): 1-acylglycerophosphocholine O-acyltransferase activity; lysophospholipid acyltransferase activity
Source: RefSeq, a predicted model, not a curated record
UCCAUGCGUAUCAUUCGUGACAUUCGCCGCGUUGUUGUUUUUGUUGUUUAAUCCAAACCUAAACUCACGGACAAAUAACGUCUCCAUUAUUCCGAACGAACCGUUUCGUCCCCAACUUCGCGGGUCAUGUAGGUACUUUGAUCUGAAAUGGCACAAACAUUGCGCAAGGCGUUUGCGAAAGCUGAACGUAAAGGGUUCACUGUAAUGGUGUGAGAGGUGGCGAGAGGAGGAGUAGCCGGACGGAGUUAAGGAGCGCGUGGAGAGCUCACGAGCUCCACACACUCACGGAAACCCACCGCAGCUACUUCCGCCCACACUAAAGAUGGCGGCUCCCUUCAUGGAGAAAUUAGCCGAAUAUUUAGGUUCACCCGAACCGGCUGUUCGAUUGAUUCUGUCAGUCUUAUUAGGUUAUCCCUUUGCACUGGUGUACCGGUGGUUUUUCUUUCAUCAAUCUGCAACAGUUGUUCAUCUCUUCCACACAUUCUCCGGGCUGGCACUGGCCACGUUUAAUUUUGCAGGGUCUCAGGUCUAUCACUCCUUCUUAUGCAUAGUCAUUCAGUUCUUGUUGCUGAGGCUGAUGGGAAGGACGGUCACAUGCGUUUUGAGUAGCUUUAUCUUUCAGAUGAUAUAUCUUUUGAUGGGUUAUUACUACACAGCUACAGAUGAGUAUGAUAUCAAGUGGACCAUGCCUCACUGCGUCCUCACGCUCAAACUCAUCGGUUUAGCGCUUGAUUACUAUGACGGUGGAAAAGAACAAUCUCAGCUGAGCGCAGACCAGAAGAAGUCUGCCCUUACCUCUACGCCGUCUUUAUUGGAGGUCUUUGGUUUCUCAUACUUCUAUGGAGGCUUUCUGGUAGGACCUCAGUUCACGCUGCGAAACUACCAGCUCCUGGUGUCUCGAGAGAUGUCCGAUGUCCCAGGACAACCACCCAAUAGUGUGGUUCCAGCAAUGAAGCGAUUUGGUUUAGGUCUGAUCACACUAGCCAUCUUUGCAAUAGGUGGGCCGCACUACUCGGAUAGCUACUACUUAACAGAUGAGUUUGAGGCACAUCCAUUCUGGUACAAGUGUGUGUACAUGUUAUUGUGGGUGAAAAUAAACCUGUAUAAGUACAUCAGCUGCUGGGUAAUCACGGAAGGUGUGUGUAUACUCUCCGGGCUGGGCUAUAAUGGGAAGAACGAAAAAGGGGAGCACCAAUGGGACGCCUGUGCAAAUGUGAGGCUGUGGCUGUUUGAGACCACGCCACUCUUCACAGGAACCAUCAAUUCCUUCAAUAUCAACACAAAUGCUUGGGUGGCCAGGCAUGUGUUUAAGCGGCUGAGGUUUUUGGGUAACAAGCUGCUAUCUCAAAUGUUCACAUUGUUAUUCCUGGCGAUCUGGCACGGCUUGCACUCAGGGUACCUCAUCUGCUUCUCUUUGGAGUUCAUCAUUGUCAAUGUGGAGAGACAGGUUCAGUCGCUGGUGCGGGACAGUCCUUUGCUGACAUCUAUUGCUCAGAGUCAUCUGUAUCCAUUCGUAUAUGUAGUACAACAGUUAAUUCACUGGCUCUUCAUGGGAUACCCUCUGGUGCCGUUCUGCCUCUUCACUUACGACAAGUGGCUUAAGGUUUACUCUUCUGUAUAUUUCUGUGGUCACAUCUUUUUCUUCGUUGCCUUUCUCAUCCUGCCAUACCUCCGCAAGGUGUUCGUGCCUCGAAAACGAGGCAGUGAGAAAAAGGAGGAUUAAUUAAAAUGGUUUGACUGAAGUGAACUGUGACUUUUAAAGAGCGCCUGAAGAGGACAAAUUUUAAGGCCUUUAGUAAUAUAUUACUAUUUACAUACAGCACUGAUGUAUGUGUACAAAUGCUAGUCCGUUGGAAAGUUCUUCAUUCUUUUGGUGGACUUUAAUGGAAAAAGGUUAAAAGCUGCGGAAAUGCGAGCAUUUCUGAGGUUCAAUAUUGGUUAAAUAAGAUUUACUGAUGUUUGGUGGCUGACAAUAAUUAUACUGUGUCUGCUCAUACCACUGCACUCAUUUCUCAGUAAUGAUCUCGUUUUCUGUUUCCUGUCUGAUCAGAGACCUGACUUUGGCUGUCACCGAGGUCACGUGCGCACCUUUUUUUUUUUUUUAAGAGGAGACACAGAGCACACAUUUUAAAGACGGAAACAAAUUAGAUGUUUUAUUUUCCUUUGCUAGGAAUAUUUCAACCUCACUUACCCUAAAAAGACAAUGAAAUGUGAAGGAAGCGCGAGAGUGAACAGUGAAUGAACAUCACCUGGCAUUACAAAUGAAUGUUUUUCAUUUUUAUAACUGUUUUUUCUUGUGAAGUUGUCUACUUCUGAUGGGGAUUUUUUUUUUUUUUUUUUUUAAAGAAUGGGUUUUAUGGUAACUACAUUUUGUACAGCUUUUUUGACGCUUUGAUAAAAGGAUCGUCAUUCUGUCAUCUCAUCCUCUCACUCCAUUUAACACUGUCUGUUCAUCCAUCUGACCUUUUUUCAUUCACUCCAUUUUCUCCAGCAAAUCUUUUUGUCUAGUGUAUGAGCACAAACGAAACGGAAACCAGUAACAUCAACAUUACUUACCAGAAUCAUAAAGGUGAUGGCAAAUUUGCGUCUGCGUUAUUAAGAGCAGAGUAUUUAAAUGAAGUAUUUUAGUUGACUGCACACCAAUGGCACUGUUAAAACUGCUGUGUUAAAUCCUUAAAGUGUCUGUGCGUAUUUCUCAUCGCACGUCAGGAUCUGCUCUCUGUAAUUCUUGCGCAUAUUUGCCUUCACAUCUGUUUUGUAUGACAUGACACGUUGAAGAUCCUCGGCACAAAUGUACGUGACUCUUCAGUGAGGGCUAAAACCUGCACCCAGAUACAAUCCAAGGGAGCAGAGGGAGCUCACUGUAGCAUCGAAGUUGUUUUAUAAUAUUUAUACACGUGGUUGCAAAUUUUAUGGAUGUAAAAAUUGUUUUUGGGAAACAACUACUUCUGCCUUACUGCUACCAAAUGUACAAAAAAAAAGUGUGAGUGAGUGAGAGAGAGAGAGAAAAAAACAACUACUUUUAAACGAAACUGUUUUUUGUAAUACUCAUUAAAAAAAAAUGCUGGAUUUUAACGAA